This is a messenger RNA of Oncorhynchus mykiss (rainbow trout), 1503 nucleotides long. Its product is annotated as mitogen-activated protein kinase 12. The record is from RefSeq and is a predicted model, not a curated record. NCBI's taxonomy places the organism in Eukaryota, Metazoa, Chordata, Actinopteri, Salmoniformes, Salmonidae. Gene Ontology annotation, biological process: protein phosphorylation. Gene Ontology annotation, molecular function: ATP binding; MAP kinase activity.
AAGCCAGAGAGGUCAUGCCACCACCAGCGUUCACCAGCGAUACCAUUGAGGUAUAAAAAACGAGUGAGACCAGUCACUGGUUACGGUUAUUUAGUCGUGUCACUGGAGACCACUGUCGGGCAACAGAACGCAUUGCGCAUUUGCUGAGUGAUAGAGAGUGUGUAGGUAGGUGGUGGCUGCUACACGAGAGCAAGUGAACGAAGUGUCUCGUGCACAACAACGGGUCAUUAUCCCUGAAUUAAGAUUUAGCUGGGGAUACAUUGACCCCCAUAUCGAAUUGGAUAUGUCGGUUCGCACGCGGACAGGAUUUUACCGUCAGGAGGUAAACAAAACGGCAUGGGAGGUUCCAGAGCGUUACCGCGAGCUAAAGCAGGUGGGGACUGGCGCCUAUGGGACAGUAUGCUCCGCCCAGGACCGCAGGACUGGGGUGAGGGUGGCCAUCAAGAAGCUCCACAGACCCUUCCAGUCAAAGCUCUUCGCCAAGAGGGCCUACAGAGAGCUCCGGCUCCUCAAGCACAUGAAGCACGAAAAUGUGAUUGGACUGCUGGAUGUGUUCACUUCUGAGAUCUCAUUGGACAGGUUUCAUGACUUUUACCUGGUAAUGCCAUUCAUGGGUACUGAUCUGGGGAAACUGAUGAAGAUGGAGAGAUUGUCACAGGACAGGGUGCAAUUCCUUGUCUAUCAAAUCCUGAAAGGACUCAAGUAUAUCCACUCUGCAGGGAUCAUCCACAGGGAUCUCAAACCUGGAAAUUUGUCUGUCAACGAAGACUGUGAGCUGAAGAUCCUUGACUUCGGGCUGGCUCGGCAGACGGACACAGAGAUGACUGGGUACGUCGUCACUCGCUGGUACAGAGCCCCCGAGGUAAUCCUCAAUUGGAUGCACUAUACCCAGACUGUGGAUAUCUGGUCGGUGGGCUGCAUCAUGGCGGAGAUGCUGCUGGGGAAGCCGCUGUUCAAAGGAAAUGACCACCUGGACCAACUGAAAGAGAUCAUGAAGAUUACUGGUACACCCACUGCAGACUUUGUUACGAAGCUACAAAGCCAAGAUGCCAAAAACUACAUACGGAGCCUUCCCAAAGUACCAAAGAAAGAUUUGCACUUUAUUUUUUCCAAAGCUAGCUCAGACGCGGUGUGUGUGCUGGAGCGCAUGCUGUUGCUGGACCCUGAGAGGCGGGUGAGUGCAUCGGAGGCGCUGGCCAUGCCCUUUUUCAGCGAGUUCAGAGAACCAGAGGAGGAGACUGAGGCCCAGUCCUACGAUCACUCCAUGGACAACACAGACCUGCCCCUGGAACAGUGGAAACGUCACACAUUCACAGAGAUCCUGUCCUUCAGGCCUGCAGCAACAGAGACCAAGGACCCCAAAGAGACAUCACUCUGAGAGUACACCCAUACCUGUCAAUGAUUAUUGUAUUGUAUAGAUAGAUGUAAUGCGAAUGCAAUGUACAGAAUGUAGUUUAUUGAUUAUAAAAAGAUUUUCUGCCAAAUAAACAUUUUCAAAGAUAU